GGAGUCUGCGCAGUGAGGCCGGGUCACACUUGGGUGCAGCUCCGCUAGAGAAGGAAGCAGAGUUUCCGGCUGUUUGCAGCGGAGCAGGAGGAUUGCUGACGCCGCGAAACCCCGAGAAAAACGCCACCGGCUCGGGGGGCUAGUAGUUUCAAGCUUCGGUUGUUAUUAUUUUUUUCUUAUCAGGGGACCUGGGGGCAGAUACAUUUUCUACGGGACAGGGGGGACCUGAGCAACAAGCCAAGCGAAGAAGCUGCACAAGGCGGAGGUUAGCUACCAGCUACCGGCAUGGCUAGGGACUACGAUUACCUCUUCAAGCUGCUCAUCAUCGGUGACAGCGGAGUGGGAAAGAGCAGUCUCCUUUUGCGCUUCGCAGACAACACAUUUUCAGGUAGCUACAUCACCACGAUAGGCGUGGACUUCAAGAUCCGGACGGUGGAGAUCAACGGCGAGAAGGUGAAGCUGCAGAUCUGGGACACGGCGGGCCAGGAACGCUUUCGCACCAUCACCUCCACAUAUUACAGAGGAACGCACGGGGUCAUAGUGGUCUACGACGUCACGAGCGCCGAGUCCUUCGUCAACGUCAAACGAUGGUUACAUGAAAUCAACCAGAACUGCGACGACGUCUGCCGAAUAUUAGUGGGAAACAAGAACGACGACCCCAGCUCGAAGGUGGUUGAGACGACCGACGCGCAGAAGUUUGCAGAACAGAUGGGAAUCAGCCUGUUUGAGACGAGCGCGAAAGAAAAUAUCAACGUUGAAGAGAUGUUCAACUGCAUCACAGAGCUGGUGCUAAAAGCCAAGAAGGAGGUUCUAGCCAAGCAGCAGCAGCAGCAACAGAACGACGUGGUCAAACUCACCCGGAACAGUAAACGGAAGAAAAAGUGCUGCUAGCAAAAGCGAGCGGUGAACGGCCGGAGGCAUCUCCUCUCCACACACUCACACACCACACCAUGGGACUCAGAGCAUCUAAAUUAAAGAGCAGAUAAAGAUUUAAUGAAUAUACAGUUAAAAAAAGAAACAAAAAAAAAAAUAAAAUAAAUGGAAAUAUUGUCCCCUUUGGACAAACUAAUCAUGAAGACUUUAAAAAAACAGAAAAGGAAAGAAAAAAAAAAAGAAUUUG
Poecilia latipinna (sailfin molly) is the source of this 1120-nucleotide messenger RNA. RefSeq names its product RAB35, member RAS oncogene family b (gene rab35b). Gene Ontology annotation, molecular function: GTP binding; GTPase activity. Lineage: Eukaryota; Metazoa; Chordata; Actinopteri; Cyprinodontiformes; Poeciliidae. The transcript is spliced from 6 exons. The record is from RefSeq and is a predicted model, not a curated record. Bases 286 to 891 code for a protein of 201 amino acids.